AUGAUCCUUACACCCUCGCCAAUCUUCAUCACUUCGGCUGACGACAUUACCAUCGAACUCACCUCUCCCUCUACUUCGACCACACCACUUUUGACACCUUCCAAUGACCACUUAGCUCCGACGAAUAGCUUCUUCAUACCUCUCACAUCAUCAAUAACGAUGACUUCUGGAGGAUCAAACAACUCUUCACCUACCGAGUUCGCUUUUGAACCUCCCACAUCUACCAAUAUCACUCCAUUCAAACCUGAACCAGUUCAAACAAAAUCGUUCAGUUCAACAGGAGGUGAAAGCAGUCCUUACACUCCCACAACUGGUCCAAUCAAUAAUCCAAAUCCAUAUCAAUUCUCUGGUUCGUUCACUUAUAACAAUUCAACAGCUUCUUCCUUCUCUUCAGCGUCAGGAUCAGGAACAGGCGGAUCAUUCUCAUCAAUAGACGCUUUACCUGCCAUCUCAAGAGAAUUCGUCAGACCUUCCACUUCGGAAACUCGUAGACCAGCUACAGCAGGUGGUGCAUUACAAAGUAGAUCUCCAUUUGCAGGAUACAUGCCUGGCAAUACUGCUGAAGAAUCUGGUCAAAAUCAAGGUGGACAAGUACAAGGACAACGAUUUCAAAGAAUCAAUCAAAGACCAACUUCUUCAGACGGUAAAAUGAGAUUAAGUACUACACUCGAAGAAGGUGGUGAAGCAUUUUUCACAAACCCUUUUCAAAAUAUGUCAUCAAAUAAGGAAUUAGAAGCAGAAGACGCUUCUCCUCUUAUUACUAAACAACAAACUUCUUCUCAACCUUCAACUAUUGAUCCUCAUUAUAUUCCAGCCAAUCGAAGAGCCUCUGAACCACAGUUCAAUGUCCCACAAUCAUGGCAACAACCUUCCCCAUUGUCUACUCCCGAUAACGGUUCCGCUACUGCGUUCAACAUAACAUCUGCGCCUACACAUAUACCUCAAGGAGGAUUCUUACAGCAACAACAGCAAUUACAAGGUAACUUAUCAUCAUAUCAAAGACCAACUUAUCAAGGUCGACCUCAAACUUCUGAUGGUUUACCAAGCUAUCCUCAUCUCACUGGAAACGUGUCACUUCCAAGUGCUCAAUCGAUCGCUAGACAAAUUCCAGGUAUGGCAGCAGCUGGAUUUUAUCCUCCCACUCCCGCAUCAGCAAGACCAUUCGAUCAACAAGAUCCAAAAUCUUUCAUGCCUUUCAGAGAUGAUCGAUCAAACUCGUUAAACUCUCUACCCCCUCCUGCACCUACCACUUUCCCUGGUGACAGAGCAUACUCGAUCGAUUCAGGACUCGCUAGACAGGGUCAACCCAUCAGAUCGUCCUAUAUCGCUAAACCUGGAGACAUGUCACAAUCCGAAUUGACCUUUGCUCAACUUGGUGGACCAGCACCCAAGAAAAGACCAAGGAGAAGAUUCGAUGAAAUUGAACGAUUAUACGCUUGUCGAUGGAAUGGAUGUGAAAAAUCUUAUGGUACUUUGAACCAUCUUAAUGCGCACGUUGCCAUGCAGAAGCACGGAGAGAAAAGGUUGCCUUCUGAAUUCAAAGAGAUGCGUAAAGCAUGGAGAAAAAAGAAGAGAGAGUACACCGCCAGUAACGCCAAUGCGAUGCACCCUAAUGGUGCUCCAGGAUGGCCACAGAGAGCUUCACUCAGCUCGGCUUCAGGCAAUGAAAGUGAUUGGGAUCGACGUGAAUCAAUGAUGUCGACAGGAUCAGAAUUCACCCAUCGUUCGUCCACAUCUUAUCCAGUAGGAUACGCUCCAUGGGCGACAUCUACCGGUAUCGAAUCAAGACCAUCGACUUCAUCUUCAUCAAUAUCUUCCGUUGGUGGUGAUGUCAACGUCAACAAAGGUUAUUUCGCGCACGCUCAGCAACAAGGAUAUUCUCAUAUCCCUCCUUCGUUGACUCAGAGUCACAACCAAAACUCUUAUGUUAAUGCAAUGAACGCAUCGAGAAGGUUAUCUGCACCACAACAUCUACCAUUACCCAUGCCAAUGUCUUCAUUGACGAAUCAACAUAUGAACGGAGGAUUAGAUGGUUUCAGACAGAUAGAAGGUGAUCAUCCUACUCCAACAGCUCAAAACCCUUUCCCACAAUCAUCAAGAUCAACAGGAUACCCAUUUCAUCAAAAUUUCCAAACUUUAACUUCACCAAUGUCAGCACCAGCUCAACAACAGAUCCCAAUUACAGGAAGUAACGGUGGUGAAGGUAGUUUCGUAGCAGGUGGACAAUUCGCUUUCCAACGAUAA
Messenger RNA from Kwoniella shivajii, 2244 nucleotides. RefSeq lists its product as uncharacterized. The record is from RefSeq and is a predicted model, not a curated record. Lineage: Eukaryota; Fungi; Basidiomycota; Tremellomycetes; Tremellales; Cryptococcaceae. The transcript has 2 exons. Gene Ontology annotation, biological process: regulation of DNA-templated transcription. The coding region runs from base 1 to 2244 and encodes 747 amino acids.